This is a messenger RNA of Mustela erminea (ermine), 3284 nucleotides long. RefSeq names its product FtsJ RNA 2'-O-methyltransferase 3 (gene FTSJ3). The transcript is spliced from 19 exons. NCBI's taxonomy places the organism in Eukaryota, Metazoa, Chordata, Mammalia, Carnivora, Mustelidae. Gene Ontology annotation, cellular component: nucleus; nucleolus; preribosome, large subunit precursor. Bases 178 to 2901 code for a protein of 907 amino acids. The record is from RefSeq and is a predicted model, not a curated record. Gene Ontology annotation, biological process: maturation of 5.8S rRNA from tricistronic rRNA transcript (SSU-rRNA, 5.8S rRNA, LSU-rRNA); rRNA methylation; maturation of LSU-rRNA from tricistronic rRNA transcript (SSU-rRNA, 5.8S rRNA, LSU-rRNA). Gene Ontology annotation, molecular function: rRNA (uridine-2'-O-ribose)-methyltransferase activity; rRNA (guanine) methyltransferase activity.
CCGGGUCAAUGGGCGGGGUGUGCGUCGGGACAAUUACAAAAACAGAGGCCAUGAUAGGAAGGUGCCUACGCGAGGUCAGGAGCUUGGAAAGGGAUGAAAAGACCACAGAACUACUAAAUGUUGCUCUCUAGGAACUCGCUUUUAGUUCAGACCGAGUGACACUCCCCCCGUUUCACCAUGGGCAAGAAGGGCAAGGUCGGGAAGAGCCGGCGGGACAAGUUCUAUCACCUGGCGAAGGAGACCGGUUACCGCUCCCGUUCCGCUUUCAAGCUGAUCCAGUUGAAUCGCCGCUUUCAGUUCCUGCAGAAAGCUCGAGCCUUGCUGGACCUGUGUGCUGCGCCAGGGGGAUGGUUGCAGGUGGCUGCUAAGUUUAUGCCUGUAUCCAGCCUUAUUGUAGGAGUGGACCUGGUUCCAAUCAAGCCUCUUCCCAAUGUGGUGACACUCCAGGAGGACAUCACGACAGAACGCUGUAGACAGGCCCUGAGAAAGGAACUGAAGACCUGGAAAGUUGAUGUUGUGCUCAAUGAUGGGGCCCCCAACGUUGGGUCUAGCUGGGUCCAUGAUGCUUACUCACAAGCCCAUUUGACACUGAUGGCUCUGCGUUUGGCUUGUGAUUUUCUGGCCCGUGGAGGAUGCUUUAUCACAAAGGUUUUUCGUUCCCGUGACUAUCAGCCUCUACUGUGGAUCUUUCAGCAACUCUUCCGCCGUGUCCAGGCCACUAAGCCCCAAGCCUCUCGACACGAAUCUGCAGAGAUCUUUGUUGUUUGCCAAGGAUUCCUGGCUCCUGACAAGGUUGACAGUAAAUUCUUUGACCCCAAGUUUGCCUUCAAGGAGGUCGAAGUUCAGGCCAAGACUGUUACUGAGCUGGUGACUAAGAAGAAGCCAAAGGCUGAGGGUUACGCUGAGGGCGAUCUCACACUCUACCACCGUACUUCAGUCACUGACUUCCUCCGAGCUGCCAACCCGGUUGACUUCCUCUCGAAAGCCAGCGAAAUCUCACUGGAUGAUGAAGAGUUGGCCCAGCAUCCAGCUACCACUGAGGACAUCCAGGCGUGCUGUCAGGAUAUCAAAGUGCUGGGGCGCAAGGAGCUCAGGUCCCUCCUGAACUGGAGAACAAAGCUCCGGCGAUACAUGGCUAAGAAGCUGAAGGAGCAAGCGAAGGCCCUGGACAUCAGCCUCAGUUCGGGAGAGGAAGAGGAGGAAGAGGGUGAGGAGGAGUCUAAGGCUGGAACUGGGCAGCAGCUCUCUAAGGAGGACGAAGAGGAGGAACAAUUAAACCGGACCCUGGCGGAGAUGAAGGCGCAGGAGGUGGCCGACUUAAAGAGGAAGAAGAAGAAGCUGCUGCGUGAGCAGAGGAAACAGCGGGAGCGUGUGGAGCUGAAGAUGGAUCUUCCCGGGGUUUCUAUUGCAGAUGAGGGGGAGACUGGCAUGUUCUCCCUGCGCACCAUCCGGGGUCACCAGCUGUUGGAGGCGGUCACCCAAGGGGAUAUGAGCGCUGCAGACACGUUUCUGUCCGAUCUGCCAAGAGAUGACAUCUACGUGUCCGAUGUUGAGGACGACGACGACGAUGCAUCUCUAGAGAGUGACCUGGAUCCAGAGGAGCUGGCUGGAGUUGGAGGAUCUCAGCAUCUAAAGGACCAGAAGCGGUACGUGGGGGGCUGUGCAAGCAGAGGCCUUGACGCCCUCGGCAUGAGCCCUGAAGCAGAGCUGGGCAUAGGGGUCGCCAGAGGGAGUUGGAGAGCAGGUCCCCCAGCCCCUACCCACUGUCCUUGGGUCUACAGUGUACGAUUUGCUGAAGUAGAAGAUGAUAACAAAGAAGAGGAGGAAGAGAAUCCACUGCUGAUACCGCUGGAGGAAAAGACGGUAGCGCAGGAAGAACAGGCCAGUCUGUGGUUCUCUAAGGUAGGAAGGGGCUUGGGGACCCGGACAGACCAGGAAUUCGCAGGAGACCGGUGGCUGAGCCUUCCCCUCUCCCAGGACGGCUUCAGUGGGAUCGAGGACGAUGCCGACGCGGCGCUGGAGAUCCGGCAGGCCCAGCUCCUGUCUGAGAGCCGUCGGGAGGCACGACGGCAGGAGCCCCCCCCGCCUCCCAGUCUGAAGACUGAGAAGAAACCUCCCCAGCACCGGGACGAAGACUCCAAGGGGCCAGAGGCUCUAGCAGCAGCCAAGACGGCCCCUGGGCCCGGCGAGGAAGGGGACGGCAGCUCGGACAGCGACAGCGACAGCAGCAGCGACGAAGAAAGUUGGGAACCCAAGCGCGGGAAGAAGCGAAGCUGCAGGCCUAAGUCCGAUGACGACGGGUUUGAGAUUGUGCCUAUCGAGGACCCAGCGAAACAUCGGGUACUAGAUCCUGAAGGCCUGGCCCUAGGUGCUCUCAUUGCCUCUUCCAAAAAGGCCAAGCGGGAUCUCAUAGAUGACUCCUUCAGCAGGUACGCAUUUAAUGAGGAGGAGGGGGAGCUUCCUGAGUGGUUUGUGCAAGAGGAGAAGCAGCACAGGCUCCGGCAGCUGCCUGUUGACAAGGAGGAGGUGGAACACUACCGCAGACGCUGGCGGGAGAUCAACGCGCGGCCCAUCAAGAAAGUAGCUGAGGCGAAGGCCAGAAAGAAACGCAGGAUGCUUAAGAAGCUGGAGCAAACCAAGAAAAAGGCAGAGGCUGUGGUGAACACCGUGGACAUCUCAGAACGCGAGAAAGUAGCUCAGCUUCGGAGUCUCUACAAGAAGGCCGGGCUCGGCAAGGAGAAACGCCAAGUCACCUACGUGGUAGCCAAAAAGGGCGUGGGCCGCAAAGUGCGCCGGCCAGCCGGGGUCCGAGGCCACUUCAAGGUGGUGGACUCAAGGAUGAAGAAGGACCAAAGAGCACAGCAAAGGAAAGAGCAGAAGAAAAAACACAGACGGAAGUGAGCAGAGCCACCAGGGCCCCUGAGAAGACAGCAUGAGGACACGGAGGUGUGAUUCCGGCCCCCCUGGUACCAGCUAUAGGCUUCCUUGUGUCGGAGUCUGCUGGAAGACAGGUGGGGUGCCUAGAAGUCUCGCGGUGGUCCUGCGGGGUGAGGGAAGAUGUUCCUCUGCCUGAAGGAAGGUCUUGGGCCAUGUCCCGUUGGUGCUGCUGUUGGCACCCCCCACCGGCCCCAAGCUCUCUUGUUCGGGACGUGGAGACUAGAUGAGCAGUCUCCUGAGGGGAAGGUCGGCGUCGGAGUGGCAGUCACUCUCCGGGCAAGCUGGCCUCUCAGGCCUCCCCCAUCCUCUUCUGUUAUCUGAAUAAAACCAGGGUAGUAUUUUUCUGA